Manduca sexta (tobacco hornworm) is the source of this 8804-nucleotide messenger RNA. RefSeq names its product protein RCC2 homolog. The record is from RefSeq and is a predicted model, not a curated record. The coding region runs from base 127 to 1569 and encodes 480 amino acids. The transcript has 12 exons. Lineage: Eukaryota; Metazoa; Arthropoda; Insecta; Lepidoptera; Sphingidae.
GAAGUGAAAAAAGAUCGCAUAACAAAUUUUUUCGCGGCAUCCCCGCACACUUGUCAAUCGUGUAGCUGGCGAGACAUUUUUGAAUUUUUAUUUUUAACUUGUUUUCAGUGUUUUACUAGGUGAAAAAUGUCGAGUGCGGGUCGCAAGCGUGCGGCGCCGGCGUCCAGCCGCGGUGGGGCGAAGGUCCCGCGGCGCAAGAAGCCCGUGGUCUCCGAGGACGAGGACAGCAAUGACUCCACGCAGUCCAACCCUGCGCCGGAGCCCAGGAGCCCUUCGCCUGAGCUCGAGGAGCCUACCACUAAGUUACCUGAGGAGUUGCUGGAGACAUUCUGCAAGCCUCCUGGCACGCUGCUGAUCGCCGGGAUGGUCUCCUGGGAUAUGGUGGCCCGCCGCGACAACAACCCCACCAAACGGACCCACCCCAAUCUAUACACAUUCCAUAAGUUCACCGACAGACGGUAUCGUCUGAUCGUGAGCGGCUGCACCGCUGGUCAUUCUGUGUUAGUGUCGGAAGAUGGCGAAGCCUACACUUUCGGUCGCAACACGUGCGGUCAGCUCGGGUUUGGCGACACGACGACGCGCAACGUGCCCGAGCCGGUGCCGAUGCUGCGCGGCAAGAGCAUCAUCCACGCAGCAGUUGGCAGGCACCACACGCUCUUUGUCACUGACACCGGCACCGUGUACGCAUGCGGGGACAACAAGAGCGGUCAGUGCGGCAUCGGGAACACCACGCCCCAAGUGGUCAAGCCGACGCGCAUCAAAUACAACGGCGCUCCGAUUGUGAAGGUAGGGUGCGGUGCCGAGUUCUCCAUGAUCCUGGACUGUAACGGGAUCCUGCACUCGUUCGGCAUGCCGGAAUACGGGCAGUUGGGCCACAACACCGACGGCAAGUACUUCGUGACGUCUACGAAGCUGUCGUUCCACUUCGAGACUGUGCCGAAGCAGGUCGCGCUGUUCGUGCAGAAGUCCAAGGAUGGGUACGUGGCGCCUGUGAAGGACGUCGCCAUUGUGGACUUCUCCUGCGGGAAUAAUCACACGGUCGCGAUAGACUCCAAGAAGCGUGCGUUCAGCUGGGGCUUCGGCGGGUUCGGGCGGCUCGGUCACGCCGAGCAGAAGGACGAGAGCGUGCCGCGGCUGAUCAAGUACUUCGACACGGUGGCGCGCGGCGUCCGCUCCGUACACUGCGGCGGCACGUACAGCCUCGCCGUCAAUGAUUACGGUGCCCUCUUCAUGUUCGGACAGACCAAGAGGACCGGGGAGGCCAACAUGUAUCCGAAACCAGUCCACGAUCUCACCGGUUGGAAUAUCAAGAGCGUGGGCGUGAGUAACACGUCGAUAGUGAUCGCGGCGGACGACUCUCUCAUCGCGUGGGGCGUCUCACCCACAUACGGGGAACUGGGUAUGGGCGAGAUAAACAAAUCCUCAGCAAAGCCCAAGGAAGUGAGCCGCAUGGAUGGCCUCAACAUAUCUCAAGUGACCAUGGGCUACUCCCACACUCUGCUGCUCUGCGAUGACACUUCCGAGGAGGUGAAGCAGAAAAUCGCCAACCUGCCCGCGUUCGACCCUUAAACGGGGUCGACACAGGCCUCUAGACUCAACCAAGUGGCUCCAGCCACAUUACCAUGUGAGUCUACGACUCUUUUAUGUCAUUGAAUGUUGUAUUAUGCGGUCCGGGGGUGGGUUUAUACAGGAGGGAACCAAGUGUUGUGUUUAGAAUAGGCUGUAUUAUGUUGUUAGCACUGGUGACGUAAGAUUGUCAGGUAUAUCCCCGUUUCUAUAUUGACACUGUUGUAGUAGUUUAUUCAAAAACUGACUUAAAUGGUGUUGCAUACAGUGCACUGUAUACAAAUUGGUUCUAAUGUAUAUCUGAUCAAUAACAAUUCAUUUAAAGUACUAACCACAUAGUUGAUGUCAGUUUAUGACUACACUUAGACAUGGAGCCAAUAUGUGGAAGGGAAGAUGUAGUGCAAUCUUACUCACAAAUGCUGAUUAUAUCGUAUGUUGUAUAGCAUUUUGGCCCAUUCAGUAUUUCUUUAUGAAACAGUUUGCCAAUAUUAUUCUAAAGUUGACUUUCACUUGUUUCAUACAUUUUACAAGAACUUCAAUCUUAAUGGCUAAAUAAUUAUUGAGUAAUCACUAUUACACUAUUAUCACCAACAUUUCUCUAAUUUCGAAAGACCCUAGAACCAGUGGAAACUCAAUAAAGGGGAAAUUAAACCAUACAAAAGCUUCUUCCAAAUCGGAUUCAUAGUUUUUGAGAAAAAUUAUGGACAUAAAAACAUAUAUACGGGUCAAAUACAGGACUUGUUUUUUUUAAGCAGGUAAAACAUAUCUCUUGUCCAAUAAAAAUAUUAAACAAUAGUAUAAAAGUCUGUCAUUAUGUCCGUACCACUCGGUUCUAUAUAGAAGCGCCCUAAACACCUGUAAAUAAGACCCACCCCUAGCGGACACGCUUAGAUGUAUAGAUGUUUUUGAAACUCCUUUAAUAUAACGCACUGCCACUGAAUGUUGUACCAUAGACUAAAUGGAACACAUAAAAUUUUUUCCACAAUCGCUGUUAACUAAAGACUGUAUAUGUGUUUUUGAACGUAUUAUUUUUAUUCAAUCACGUAACUGUACAUUAUUGUGAACGUUUAAAUUAUGUUUGGUUUUUUAACAUACCUUGAUAAUCUUUUAAUGAUUGUAAAGCGGGGUACAGGCGGGUGUUUUGGGCCGUAAGGUAUUCUUCGCUAUUAUAUCAACAUAGGAGUCCUUUACACUAAAUAUGUGUUAAGAUAUGGCCAUGAUGUUGAUGGCCAGAGUCGAUAAACCUUGUUGACAGCGAAUCACGGAUCGAUUUUGAUCAUAAAUCAAUGAAAAUAACAUAUGUUGCAGCGCCUUCAAUAUUUAUACAGGCCUCAUUUCAAGUCUGUUAAAAACACAUUAGGGUGCAUGUCAAUUAUACGGUUUCAAAAUGCCCGUCUAACUAGACUUGAUAAUUAUAAUUACCUUUAACAGAUACUGCCACAUUAAUUACGCUACUUUAUGUGACCUUUGGAAUAUCUUAGAUCUUGUCCCAGUAUACUUGUAAUGUUUAGUUAGUUAAUUAGGUGUAAAAUAUUGCGUACGUUAUGAAAAUUAUUGCGAAACGAGUUAUAGAAAUAAAAUCAACCGAUUGGACGAUUAGUAUGAGCCUGUAUAGGAAAAACUUAAUUUUCAAUUUCCUAACAUCUUAAUGCUAGGUAAGACUCGCCCAAAUUAUAAGAUACAAUUAUAUGGCUUUGGACGAUAUACCAUGUUUGGGUUUUGUUUUUUUUUUACCAACAGGGAGCAUGCAGCCAAGUUAGGGCCUCAGACGGCUUUCAAUACAUAGUCUUACUUUGAAUAAACAUUUGUUUUGUUGCAGCGAAAGGAUAAAAUUAAUUGGGUAAAUAACUGUUCAUAAACCAUUUCAUAUUUGUUAAAAUACAAGAGCGCAGUUUUACAAUCAAUGUGACCACAUAUUUUUAUAGCUGCCCUAUCUAAAUCAUGCCUUAGCGUGAUGCAGUGAUAUAUUAUCGUAUGUUUUAUAAAAAAAAAACCGAGCUCUACUCAUUUAUUAAUCGACAUAAAAGUACAAAGCCGAUUAUAAUUUGUAUUUGAACAAUCAACCAACAAAAAUCAGUAAAUUGUACUUAACAUAGAAAAACGACUCGUUUCGCUAAUCCAUGUGUUUCUCUGUAAGUUAUCAUCAACUUGACUGUCCAUUUAGUAAGAUGAUGUUUUUUUAUAACUAUAGCAUGGGGCGAGUGUGGUAAUGAUGGAUGUCGAGCCUAGAGCCCAGGGCCUUAUUUUCUAUGACAGUGAGAACUACGUCCGUGUUUCGUUAACUUCGUGAAGUUAGCGCGGAAUGGUACUCUGUAUGCCAAUUUUGACGUAAACGCGAGGAGUUGCGUUACGUGAACUGUCAAAAUAACUUGUGGCAUAGGGAAUUAGGACCCUGGGGUUAGCCAAAACAGUUUUGUACAAUCUUUAACGCCGAUAGAAAACUAAAAAAUAUAUAUACAGGGUCAUUUUGACAUUCCAUUAUUAAAUGAACCUAUGUACUCGUCUACACCUCUGCUAACUUUGUGCCAAAAUUUAUCCAUGAAUGGUGGGUAUUUUUACCAAAAAUUCCGGUUUUAAUUUUCUGUAUUUUUAAUCAUUUUGAAAUAUGGCGUGUGCGUGAGUGUAUUUCUGAUAAUUUGAUGUAAUCGCUGCGACAGAGUCUCUUACUGUAUUAGUAGUGGCAUAAAUUAAAAUAAGUAUGUGGUUUCAUUUAGUAGCGCAAUGUCAAAAUAAGCCUGCAUAGGAGUGACCCAAGCGACAGAGUAUCGCUACGAUAUAUCAUUCUCUUAUAUAUAUGUGUUUCCUUUUGACGUAAAUGAUUGAACAAAACCAUUGUGGCUUCGGCCACUGAUGAGUUGAGGUGAAAAUGUUGACCAACAGGAGUGCUUAAACUAAACAUGACGUCAUUAACUCUCUUAUUGGCUCAUAAUAAUGUCAACGAUGGUGGUUAGGCAAAAAAAACAAGAUUUUAUGUAACCUACUAUAGUGUGUAGUUGCAGAUACACCUCCCUAAAAAUAAUUUUGGCGGCGCCCAUGCAGGUAACCUCUUUGUUUUUGCAAAAAGCACUUUAGGGUGCGGAAACCUCGGCAGAGUAACAGCGUGAGUAAACUGUUUUUGGGAUAGUAUUUAUAUACUUAACAUCACCAUCACGUAAGUAUCCCAUUCCAGGAUCAUCUUGGGUUCCCAACAGACCAGCGAAGGCUAAUCAUCUCUCGUCAUUCGACGCUAUUUGGACUCCACUCCUUUUAAAAUUAGUUGUAAUGAUGUCAUUUUCCAUGUCCAUAUAAAAAGAAAUAGUGCAGUGUCUUCCCUUUGCUGGGUUGAAAUAAAAAAUACAGCGCUCAGUCAACAUUUUGAACUUUCAACGCUCCAUUGAAGUAAGCGGAUGGUGUGGUGUUUGUGGGUACUUCGAUGUGCCUUCAAAAAUAUCAGGCAUACCUCUACUAACAAAUGUAUGCGGUUGUAACUUGAACCGGUAACAAAGUACUAACAAGUAACUUAUGCGAAUGAUCACUGCCGUGUAUAAACUAGGCAGCACCGGGACAGUGUAGUUUCAUAAAAGUUCACGGAGAAAAAACCACAUUAAAAUAGUUAUGAGUGUAACUUCGUGGUUAAAAAAUCCAUAGAUAAUUGUUACUGAAAUUCUCUAAACCCGCUGCCCUGUAAGCGUAUAAUGUGAAUCGUACUAUAGUAUUGUCCACUAGCAUUUUCCUAAUAGUAUUAAAUUGACCAGAUUCGUAUUAGAUUAAAGAUGAUCAGAAAACGUUUUGGUAAUAGUUUCCAUCAUAUAUAUUUAUUUUAAUUAAAAAAACAAUAAUUCUAGUUAUAUAAAGGCACUAAAUAGCGGAUCAAUGGAACAGUCGCAUGCCAUAUUGAUCUAAUAUGCACCAGGUUUCAGACACACAAAAGAAAAUCAUGUCUUCUUAACUUUGAAGUCGUUUUUUGUCUGUCAUGUUUAAUCUAGUACAAAGUAAUAUAUAUUCUACAUAAAUUAUUUUUUAAAGUACAUCGAAGAGGUUGUGUGAGAAUGUGUGAAUUCGUGAUACGCUCAAUUAGAAUGGAAAUUAUUUUAUAAAAUUCAAGAUGUUAAUGUUCGACGUAUCUGUCUAAGAUUAAUUUCUUAAGCGCACGCCGAGAUUCCGUCUCGUUUCCAGUCCGGGGUGAGAACUAUAAAAUGAACUUAAAUAAACUGCCUUGUGACGUCAUUUAAUUUAAUAAUUAUUCAUUGGCCAUUUUAGUCUAUUUCUCCAAAAGGUCAGUUUUGAAAUUUAAGGGCCACCUUUUUGUUAUCUUUUUCUUAUAUUUAGAAUAUUAGAGGUUGAUUUGUUUCUGGAUGACAAUGACCGAAUUACAUAAACUGUUUAAUGAUCACUGAAGUUAAUGACGUUUCUGAUCGUGGCUGUAAAAGUACGCAUCGAAAUCAUAUUAGGAUUAUACGUUACAAGCAGUUCUUUUUUUAAAAAAAACAAUAAAAUAUUUUUUUAAUAUAUAAAGAUAUGUUGUCAGUUUUCGAAAAAACCCAGCAUUGAGCAGAUAAUUUUGAAAUUGUGAUUAACUUGAGGAAAUAAAGUUGCUUUUUAUAGAUUUCAACUAUAAUGGACCGUUACGUUUAAUAACAAUUGGGAUAGGGGUUAUGUUUUCUAAAAAGAAUAUUAGGAAGUAUUAGAAUCAAUUUUUUACUUUAAUCUAAUUAUUAUUACUAUAAAUAGGUACGUGUUGUGUAUUUCAAGCGAAAAUAUUAAUUAAGGCCCUCGCACACUUAGAAAAGGAUACAUCGCAUAGCAAACAAAACACAUUUAAAAUAUUUGAAGUGUCGCCUUAUAAUGUGUAAAAACAGCUUCAUUGUAUUUCUAUACGAACUCCUCCCAUUUUUAAAGGUACUCAAGAUUCCCGACAUAAUCAAAGGAAUAUAUUUCACUUAUUAUUCUGCUUACACUCGGCACACUACCGCGAGUUGGAGUAUUUUUUGUAGCUACACUUGCUAUAAGCUAAUUUACUGGUUAACCUCGCUAAUAAAAUGUCAAUAUUUUACUAAAAUUUUAAUUUUAAGGAUACCUUUUCCCAAGUGUGUGCAGGGCAUUAUGAUACCGUUCCCUUUCAUACAUCUGCUAAAUUUUCAAUCACUUCUCAAAGACAUGACAAUUUCACUUGAAUAUAAUCGAAUCUCGUAACAAUUCGGUUGAUAUCUUAAUCUCAAUAUAAAUGCCCACCAUUGAACACAUUAUCACAGUCUAGACCUUCAUACAGUCUGUAGUCAAUGCCGAAAUUUUGAGCUAUAGAAAGGAGAUACCAGCGGUAAUCGGUAUCAUAGCGUGGUGUCUCUGGUUAGACAUAUCAUGCAGACUGUAUGAAAUAUACUGUGGAAUUAGUAUACGAGUUAAUAUUAAAAUAUGGUAAUUAAAACAUUUGUAAGUAUAAGUUCUGCAUGAUUUAGGAAUGAUUCUGAAAGCGUUUUGGUUGUUGAAUUUUCGUCGAUCAUGUUUUACUUAAUCGGUUUUUAACUGUACCUCCGACAGCCGAUUUAAAAGUCCAUUAUAAAUUAUAUUCUUUGAUCUAAUAUGUGGUGAACACAGGUUCAGGCAAACUCAGGCCUUGCUCAAACAAGGCAGACAAACUCAAGCCACUGGCCAGCAAUCAAGAAAUAAAAUAAUACACAACUGCUUUCAGAAUAAUUCUUUACAUGAGUGACGAGCAUUUGCUAGUAAAAGGCCUUUAAUUAGUACGGUGAAUUUUAUCCUAUUAAGUAUUGUAUACCACCUCACUUAUAAAUUAUAUAUGUCUGCCAUAUGUACAAUAUUUGGUUUGAUGACGUAUUGACACUAAGCUUGAUGCCUUUAAAUGAGUCAGUGCGCGCUGUAAACGCAAGUAAAACGCGCAGUAAACGCGAUGCGGCGAACUAUCAACUUCAUUAUACAUUUACGUAAUGAAGCGUAUUACAAAAACGGCGUGUCGUAAAUGGACUUGAAGAACGUGUUUACGUCAUACAAAGUAGAAUAUUGUAUUAUUUUUAAAGACAAUUAUUUUUAGUAUUUUUUUAAACUACGUGUGUACUUAACAAACCCACUGCCAUGUGUGUUGUGUAAAACAUAUUGUGUGGUCUUAUCCAUGCAUUGUGUUCGAAUUAAAUGCUUUUAUUUUUAUUGCUGUAAAUGCUCGUUAUGAUCCAAGCUCCAAUGAUCUUUCCAGUUUAGUUUAAGAUUAUAGUUAAGGCAUAGGUGUAAAUUUAAUUUUAGAGUAACCGAAAGGUAAAUACAAUAUGCUUUAUAAAUAUCCAUUAAAACUGUUGCUUUUUAAUAUAUAUUUUUUUACUAUUGUUUCUUAGAAUUUGUUUGAAUACUUCAUUUUUGACUGUAUUUAAAAACAAUUGUUUUGAACUUGCACAUAAGCUUGACGUUAAGGUACAGUGCAACGACAAAUUAAUGUUGAAACAAAUUGUGCAGUCACCUUUAUGUUGGUAAAAAUUAAAUACGCAUAAUUAUUAUGUAAAAAAUAUUUUCCUGACUGACACAUGAGGUGUUUAAGAAUUAAUCCAACAGUUCAAAUUAGUCAUAUAUUUAGGUUUUUUUAUGAUAACAUAAAAAAUAGCAUUAAUUAAAAUACCAAAAUGUUACAGUCUAAAUAUCUACUUGUAUUUAAUUUUUAUGAACAGGUCAUUUUCUGGCAACACCUUCGGUUUAAAUAGUGUAAUUUGCUACGGUACUUAUUUACUUAAGGUUUAAUAUUAAGUAUCAUUGUCGUGUCAAUGUAAAACAUUCCCACUACCUUGUGACUAAAUAGACUGUUUAUAAAAUCUUUAUAAUUAUGAUAGAACAAAAAAUGUGUACUCGAAGUCAAUAGUUGCUCGUCCUGGCGUACAGCGACCCGCCAUAUCGGAUUAAAUGACGCGGUUUAAACGACCGCCAUUUUGUCAAGAUAGCGCCUAAUGGAUUUGAUUUAACAUUCAGCCAGGAUGGUAUCUCACUAGUAUGUAUAUUCUGUAAUAUUUGGAGUAAAUAGAAGAUUUGUGUCUACUUCCGUGUCAUUUAUUAAUUUCUUACGUCUCUCGCUCUUGGCGCGUACUAAUGUAAAGUCUAUCACUAAGUAACCCAUAUAUACAGGUUUUUUAAAGAAUUUAUUGUUAGAGGGGAUAAUCUCAGUGACUGGAUGUUAUGUGUGAACUAACGGGUACAAAAUAAUGUAGAAACCUUGCCAACGAGUUUGAAACUUAAUUUGAUAAUAAACGUUUUCUUUUUCUUUA